Cuscuta epithymum is the source of this 794-nucleotide messenger RNA. The record is from the annotation of a GenBank genome assembly. NCBI's taxonomy places the organism in Eukaryota, Viridiplantae, Streptophyta, Magnoliopsida, Solanales, Convolvulaceae.
GAAAGGAAAUCCUAAGAGAAAACUAGCUAGAAGAAAGGACUUGAUGAAGUCAGAUAGACCUUCUACAAGUACCAUGGGAACUACUAUGAAAUCCAAACUGGAUAAGUAUUGGGGAGAUCCUGAAAAGAUGAACUUUCUCAUUUUCUUUGCAAAUGUUCUAGACCCUAGGGACAAAUUUGAGUACCUGCCCUUUCAGUUGAAUGCUCUGUAUACUGAAAAAAAGGAUUUAAUUAAUGGGACAUGUGCUGCUACUGAAAAUGCUUCUGGAUCUUCUGUGGAUCCUUCACCACUGACCUUAAUGGAUUAAAAUGUAAAAUCAAAUGUGUGGGACUUGAGUUAGUUGAGUACUUGUGGAGUUGUGGAAGUCUAAAAGAAUGGAAGAUGACAUCUUAUGGUCUACUGAAAACUGGAAAAUCAUACCUUUGUACCUUUUUUUCCAGUUUUGUACUUUUGCUAUGUUCUGUAAACUUUGGAGAAAACUUUAUCUUUUUUUUUUUUGCUAAGUACUGUCUAAUUACUUAGUUAUUUUAUAUGCAUGGGAGCUUGGUUUGUAAUUACCUUUGUUUUGUAUUUCUAAUUUUUGCUAAGUACUGUCUAAGUACCGUCUAAUUCAAGAUGAACCAACUUUUAUUUUGUAUUUCUAAUUUUGUACUUGAAAAGUUAUGAUGCAAUUUCAAAGUGUUUUAAGCAUAACCGAUGUAACCGAUAUCCGAACCGAAACCCGAAAAUACCCGACUUUCUAAUAUCCGAAAAAACCGAUAUCCAAACUACAUGGGUUGGGUUCUAUAAUUACA